CCGGCGGAUGAUUUGAAUUCCAGUUUUGUUUUCUACUUACGAUCGUCUCUGCGCAUGUUCAAACUUCUUCUCGAUUUAGCUAGGAGAUCAUGAAGCGGAAUCAAUCAAACGAUACUUAGAACGCUUACUUUUGUUUUUCUGUACGUUGCAGGAAUCCAAAUCUCUUCAAUCAUCAGGCGGAAAUGAUCGUCUAGAUGGAAACUAGAGCGGAGCAGGAGAAAGUUUACAACAUAAUUCCAGUUGAUUAUGUUGGGAAAUCUGUAGAAAUUAAAGUAGCUAUCUCACUGAUAGAAUUAACUGAUGUGAAGUGGCCAAUGGCAAGAACACCGCAAUCAAAUAAACCGGAUAUUCUCGAGUAUUUGAAAAUCCUUUUUGGAUUUCAGGAAAGUGAAUUGGGAGACAACGUUAGGAAUCAAAGGGAGAAUUUGGUGAUGUUGUUAGCUGAUUAUCACACGAGGUUGACAGCUUCAAAACCUCUAGAUAAGCUGCAGCUCAAUGAAAGAGCCGUUGAUGCCGUCAUGAAAAAGCUAUUCAAGAACUACAAGGACUGGUGCAAAUUUUUAGGAAUUGAUCACAAUCUAAGGUUUACUGGUCGUAAGAUACUCUAUAUUGGCUUGUAUCUUCUCAUAUGGGGUGAAGCUGCAAAUAUUCGCUUUAUGCCGGAAUGCUUGAAUUACAUAUUCCACAAUAUGGCGUUUGAGUUAAAUGAUACCUUGGCUAGAAAAGACUCCGUAACCGGAAUAAAAGAUGAUGAUCACUUUCUCCGGACGAUCAUUGAACCAAUCUACAAUGUGGUUAGAGAGGAAGCACAUAGGAAUGCAAAUGGCAAGGCUUCUCACUCAGAUUGGUCCAACUAUGAUGAUCUGAACGAGUAUUUCUGGUCUCCAGAUUGCUUAUCUCUUGAAUGGCCAAUGCGUAAUGAUGGAGAUUUCUUCAAAUCAACGCCACAGGCAAUAAUCAUUCUUGCAUUUAAACAAGUAGAGCUGAGGGAAAUCUUACGCGGAGAUGUUUUAUCUUCUCUCUCCAGUAUCUUCAUUACAGCAUCAUUUCUACUUGUCCUUCAAAGUCUCUUGGACUUAACCCUAAACUUCCCAGGCUUCCACAGAUGGAAAUUUCCUGAUCUCUUGAGAAAUAUUCUCAAGAUCAUUUUCUCAACACUAUGGUGUCUUCUAUUAACAAUUUGCUAUGCCCAGUCUGCCUCUAACCAUCCUGGGAAGCUGCAGCAAUGCCUAUCAUUUCUUCCACAAGUUAAAUGGAUUCCCUCACUAUCUUCCAUGAUAGUAAUCUACCUGAUACCAAAUAUGCUGGAAGCAAUCAUGUUUAGUUUUCCAAUGAUUCAAAGCCGGAUUGAGAUUUCAGACAGGCGCAUAUAUAGAUUGCUUUUGUGGUGGUCACAGGUAUACGCUGUUUUGGCUGAUCCUUUUCUGUUUCAAAUUUUCGUUCAAUUACUUUGUACAGGUACGCACAACUAUGGAGCAGUGGUGUCGCUCUGGUUACCAGUGAUAAUGGUUUAUUUUUUUGACACCCAAAUCUGGUAUGCUCUUUUCUCCUCGAUCUGUGGUGGGUUCAUUGGAGCCUUUGGUCGUUUAGGAGAGAUACGGACGCUUGAAAUGCUCAGCUCAAGGUUCCGAUCAUUACCUGGUGCAUUUAACACGUACCUGGUUCAUUCUGAUAAAACAAGGAAAAGAGGGUUUUCCUUGUCAAAAAGAUCUGAGGAGGUCACAGCACCAACUAGAACUGUAGUGGCAAAGUUUUACCUACUCUGGAAUGAAAUAAUUUCCAGCUUCCGCGAGGAAGAUCUCAUCAGUGACUGGGAGAAGGAUCUAUUGCUUGUUCCUUGUAAACCAGAUCCUAAAUUGAAACUAGAAAUUCAGUGGCCACUAUUUUUGCUUGCAAGAAAGAUACCAAUAGCAUUGGAUAUGGCAGCUCAAUUUCAAGAGGGAGAUUCUGACCUCUGGAACCGCAUAUGCACAGACGACUACAUGAGAUGUGCUGUCGUUGAAUGCUACCAAUCUUUCAAACACGUCUUAAAGACGUUAUUAACAGGGGAGAAUAGAAGGACUGUUGCUAACAUCAUCAAAAAUGUGGAUAACAAUAUCAAUAUAUUAAGGGGUCAUAAAGUAAUAGCUCAUUUACCUGCCCUUUGCGGUAAAUUUGUGGAGCUUGUCGAAAUCUUGAAAGGUGCGUGCCUAGACGAAGAAACUCCAGUGGUGCGGUUGUUGCAAGAUCUGUUGAAUAUAGUGACUCGAGAUAUGAUGCAGGAAAACAGUGAAGAGGAAAAAACACGUAGGCAACCUUUGGCUGCUGAUAGUUCUAUCAAUUUUCCUCCACAGAAAACACCUCAAUGGGAAGAACAGAUAAAUCGGCUUCAUUUACUUUUGACGGUAAAAGAAUCUGCAAUGGAUGUUCCGAGAAACCUUGAAGCGCGAAGAAGGAUUGCUUUCUUCACAAAUUCACUGUUUAUGGAUAUGCCUAGAGCUCCUUGUGUCAGAAAUAUGUUCUCCUUCAGCGUCCUAACUCCGUACUAUAGUGAGGAGACCGUCUACUCUCAAAACGACCUGGAAAAGGAGAAUGAAGAUGGUAUAUCGGUUUUAUACUAUUUGCAGAAGAACUUCCCAGAUGAGUGGACCAACUUCUUGGAGCGGCUUAGUUGUAAAGACGAAAAAGCUGUUUUGAAGAGUAGUGCAAAACAUAUAUUGCAGCUUCGCCAUUGGGUUUCUUUGAGGGGACAGACUUUGUUUAGAACAGUUAGAGGAAUGAUGUACUACAGGCGGGCACUCAAGCUUCAGGCUUUUUUAGACAUGGCUACUGAAACAGAAAUAGAAGCAGGGAUCACAGCCAUUUCAGAGGACAUGAAAAGUCUGUUAGAGGAAGUAGUAGACAGAAAAUUUACUUACGUCGUUACUUGUCAAAAUUACGGAAAUCAGAAGCGAAAUGGAGACAAGGAAGCGGACGACAUCCAUGACCUAAUGAUUGACAAUCCCUCUCUCCGUGUAGCAUACAUUGAUGAUAUUAAAGAACGAGAAGGAGGAAAACUAUUCUACUCGGUGCUUAUCAAAGCUGUUGGGAAUACAGAACAAGAAAUAUAUCGGAUAAGAUUGCCGGGUCCAGCAAAAAUAGGAGAAGGAAAACCCGAAAAUCAGAAUCAUGCUCUUAUUUUUACACGAGGAGAAACUCUCCAGGCUAUUGACAUGAACCAGGACCAUUACUUGGAAGAAGCAUUUAAGAUUAGAAAUUUGCUCCAAGAGUUCAAUGAAGACCAUGGAGUACGUGCACCAACUAUUCUUGGUUUGAGAGAACAUAUUUUUACUGGAAGUGUUUCUUCGCUAGGCUGGUUUAUGUCGAAUCAAGAAACAAGCUUCGUGACCAUUGGUCAGCGAGUCUUCGCUUCUCCUUUAAAGGUCAGGUUUCACUAUGGUCACCCUGAUGUCUUUGAUAAAAUCUUCCACAUCACCCGGGGUGGCAUCAGCAAAGCAUCAUGCGGCAUAAAUCUUAGCGAGGAUAUCUUUGGUGGUUUCAAUUCAACUCUGAGGCGUGGUAAUAUCACUCACCAUGAGUACAUCCAAGUAGGGAAGGGAAGAGAUGUUGGUUUGAACCAGAUAUCCCUCUUUGAAGCCAAAGUUGCUUGUGGUAGCGGGGAGCAAACAUUGAGUAGGGAUCUCUACAGACUUGGGCAUAGCUUUGAUUUCUUCCGCAUGAUGUCUUGCUACAUCACAACCAUAGGCUUCUACAUCAACUCGAUGAUUAUUGUCCUCACAGUUUAUGCAUUCCUAUAUAGCAAGCUCUAUUUGUUAUGGAGUGGAAUGGAAGAAGCAGUUAUAUUUAGUUGUGACAAGGCAACAUUGAGGGAAAUAUUGGAGAAGUUGCCUCAAGAUUAUUUGAAAUACAUCUUAACAAUGUGUGAACUAAAUAGUUCGCUCAUGGCAGUGAUGGCAUCACAAUCUGUAGUGCAACUCGGUCUGCUGCUGGCAGUACCAAUACUGGUGGAGACUGGCUUAGAGAGAGGAUUCAGAACGGCGCUGUGCGAGUUCAUCAUUAUGCAGAUUCAAUUAGCAUCUGUAUUUUUCACCUUCUCACUUGGAACAAAGGUUCAUCACUAUGGGCGAACUUUACUCCAUGGGGGAGCAAAGUACAGAGCAACAGGGCGUGGGUUUGUGGUGAAGCACGCAACGUUUGCAGAGAAUUACAGAACGUAUUCGAGAAGCCAUUUUGUGAAAGCAAUGGAGAUAGUGGUUCUUCUCAUAUGUUACUGGCUGUAUGGGAAAGGAAGCAAUUCUGUAGCGUAUACAUUUCUGACGGGAUCAAUUUGGUUCCUUGUUAUAUCAUGGCUCUUUGCUCCCUUCAUUUUCAAUCCCUCGGGAUUCGAGUGGCAGAAAACACUUGAUGACUGGAAUGAUUGGUUUACAUGGAUUAGUAACAGAGCUGCAGACAGAAAGUGGGAAACGUGGUGGGAAGAAGAGCAACAGCAUCUUCAUCACUCUGCUUUUUUGGGAAAGUUCUUUGAGAUCGUUCUUUCCUUCCGCUACUUCAUCUUUCAGUUCUUUAUCAUACAUAAAUUGGAGAUAAGUAAGGCGAGCGGACUGGGAGAGAAGUUGGUGUAUGGACUGUCCUGGUUCAUGAUAUUGGCGUUUGUGUUCAUAUUACAAUUGUUAUCAGCGGGGAGAGAGAGAUACGGGGCGGAUUUCCAGCUUAUAUAUUAUUGUUUUGCCGUUGGUCUUUCUGCCAACAGGAUGGGCACUGCUCCAGAUUUCGCAAGUGGGGAGACCAUUGAUGAAAGCCUUAGGCUUGUGGGAGUUGGUCAAGAUGUUUGCGAGCUUAAACACACAUUUUCAUACGAUUUCAGAAUGUGUGGGGAGAAGUUUUCAUCGAGAUGGAACCCAAUUGCACGUUCACAUUCAGGAAUCACAGGGGUCGCCCAUGAGGACGCUCCAUUUGUUUCUCUGAUGGACAUCCUGACCUAUCACAAUAUGUGUUGUUCGGUUCAUACAAGUGUAUCCCCGAGAUGUCAGAAAACUCCCGAUUCCAACAGAAAUAUCAAAUUGCUAGCUAUACUAGAAGAUGCAACCACCAGAAUCCACGCUUCUCUAUAUGCUGAUGAAGGGAGAAAGCUCGGAAGAAAAUUACCUCCACCAAAGAAUGCAACUAACACUAAGAUUAAAUCCAAAGCAAUUAUACUUACUGAGCAAAGUGUGGCUGCUGAAAAGAGUGGCUUAUCUACUAGUAAAAAAGGCUUGACCUUGAAGGUGCUUCUGCCACAAACUUCACAUCACAAUGCCAAAGUUCGCAAAGAUGCAUUAUAUGGUAUCAAAGACCUUUUCAAGAAUCAUCCAGCAGAGCUACAGUCACAUAAAUAUGCUAUCAUACAGAAACUCAAGGAACGCAUUAGUCAUGAUGAUAAGCUAGUGAGAGAUACUUUUUAUCAACUAUUUAAUACUGAGGUCUUUACUGCUUGUAAAGAGGUAUGAUUAAAAUCUUUUUCCACUUGUUAUUUCAUCGUUAUUCUUACUGGUUCCGCUUCCAUUGGUUUCUCUUAGUUUUUUGUGUUAUGAGAUGCAAGAGAUGUGAAUUUGAAAUUAUUAUGGUUUCUAGUCUCUUAGUUAUGCAUACUAUAUUGAUAUGAUCAUGUCUUUUAUAGUUUAGUGUCAUAUCUAACGGCCGUUUCUAUGUGUGAAUCUAUCAGGAUAACCAGGGCCCUAUGAUGUCACUUUUGA
Messenger RNA from Arabidopsis arenosa, 5711 nucleotides. Lineage: Eukaryota; Viridiplantae; Streptophyta; Magnoliopsida; Brassicales; Brassicaceae. The record is from the annotation of a GenBank genome assembly.